CCAUCAAGUAGAGGAGGAUGCUGGAAUGAUAAAGCAUCAGGCAUCUAAUCUCCUUUGAGAAUUCCGCUGAACUGUUUUCUGCUGGACGUUUGAAUUAUUUGACGGCACGGACACGUGGAUAUAGAAACAAACUUGGCGAUGGUGAUACCAAGAGGAUAACUUCAACUUCAGGACAGCUACUGCCUUCAUCUGACACUUGCCUUCGUUGGACCGUGGACCCUAGUAAACCUGACCGAAUAACUUCAUAAUUCUGUUCUUCCAGCUGAUGGAAGAGAAGACACCCAUCAAGCUUGCCAUGGUGUCCAGACUGCCUAAGUUCGGUGUCCGCCCCACCACGGGGGUCACCAGCCCCCUGCCCAAUGGAACCACCCCUUCACCCCAAGACAGCAAGACCACCCCCCCAGCAAGACCCAAUGGGGUGGUCCGUGCCUCCUCCUUCUCUCUAAAAUGGAGGAAAGACGGUGGCAGUACUCCAGCCACCCCCACUAGCCUUGAAGAUGAUGCAUGCCCAAAGGAGGGAGGGGACAAGCCCAAGACUCAGCACUCCACAUGGGGGAGGGAGAUCAAGAAACCGUCCCCAUCCACCCCUAAGAGGGUCAGGAGUUCUGGUUCGUCUGAGUCAUCUACUUCAAGCCCCAGGGCCAUCCCCCGCCAAGUCGCAAAGACCAGCCCCAAGGCAGGGCCCAGACAGGGGCAGAGCGCCUCCUUCAGUGGAGGCCCCAAACUAGGCCAAAAUGGAGCUACUGAUGGCUCAGGACAGUCAGGUUCAGGGCUGGUAAGGCCACGGGCCAGCUCCAGCUCCCCGCGCAGCAGCUCUAGAGAUAGCCUGUCCCAGUCCAGCGACAGCCUCAAGUCCCUCACACUGGACAACAUGGUGCGCUCGCAGAGUUUCACCCACUUCAAGCAGAUCCCGUCCCCGACCAACUUGCCCAUGGCACGCUCCUUCUCCUUUAACCGGGCAGUGGAGCUGGCCAAGCCUCUGGCCAACACCCAGCUACAACCACCCAGGGUCAACCACAUCAGACCCCACCAGCUGUCGAAUGGGAGGCAGGGCCUGGGGAUGGGCCUCGGCCUGGGGACAGGGCUGGGGGGGCUUCAGUAUCCUAGGAGCCUCUCUUCAGCCGCCUCCCCCUCCACAACCCCUAGUGCCCUGAAAAAACCUCUUCUCCCCAACUGUGUUCUGAACAAGCCUUCUGCUCUGGGCUAUAGACUGACACGGCCUGGCCAGGUCAAGCAGCAGAAACCCCUGUUUACAGGGAGGGUGAAGGGGGAGGUCAGGGCUGGAGGAGUGGGGGACGGGGAUAGGGCAGAGUCACCCCCCCUCACCCUCACUCCAGACCCCCUUAGUGACAGCGACAGGACCUCAGGGGGGCAGCUCAGGGGGACAGGGGAGGGGCUAGAGGACAUGUCUCUCUCCUCAGCCUCAUCGCUCUCUCGAGGAGACACCAGCGAGGAGUUCUUGGAUGACUUUAAUAACCUGGCUGAUGGGGAUGUCCCAGACAACAGGACGAGAGGUAGUACUGCCACUCAGACCCGCCUGCGGAGCUUCCUGAAUGAGACCAUGGACUGGAAUGAGAUGGGCCUCUCAGGGCGGAAGGAGGAAGUUGGGGUGAGGACAGCCCUUGACAUCCUGCCCCCAGAGAGGGGAGACUUCCUUCAGGGCUCGUCUCUGGAGCUGUCCCCCUCCAACAGCUCGGGGGGCACCUACAUGUGGGACGAGGAGGAUCUGGAGCCCCUGGGACCCAGAACACACCCAUGUGAGAGCUAUGACGACUCAGACCGCCUCAACAGCAUGGACAUUCUGAACAACCUGGACCCCCUGGAGCCAGCUGACCUGGAGGAUGACGACCUCAUGCUGGACGUGGACCUCCCUGAGGACGGCUCUCUACGAACACAGACAGUAGUGGCUCCAGACGCUGAUGAGAUGACCCAUUCUGACCACUCAGAGAGGGGGGGACGAAAGGGUCACUGGAGGAGGAGGCAGCCUCGCUGGAAUGGACUAGACCACUUCCAUAAUGACAACAGGGGUCCAGUGUUCCAGCAGUAUGAGGGUUACACUUGUCAUGGAGGGUUCAUGGUUGGCCCCCGUCCUCUUCCUCCUGUAGGGAGACACGAUGGCUACUCGGGGGCGCUGGACGAGCUCACACUCAAACACAUGGCCCAGGACUGCAGCUCUGUGAAAAACAAGCUGCUCAAACUCAAGAGUUUAUUACAGAUGGAGGAUGGAGGCCCAGAGCUUGUGAAAGAGGGCGAGGAGGUUGAGGAGGAUAACAGCACAACUAUACAGUUGGAGGAGCUAAUGAAGGAGGUGCGGGAGCUCAGGGAGGAGCUGAGGGAUAAGGACAGGACAAUCACGCAGCUCACACGACAGCAACAGGCGUCUGCUCACGCUGACCAGCCUGGGAGCUGUCACUGUCACCAGAGGGCACCGUCGCUGGAAGAGGACAGACAGACGCACCAAGACAAGGCCACACAGACCCCCUGGAGAGGACAAGGAAACAGCCAUGCCCAGGAGGGAGAGAGGGAGAGAGGUAGAGAGAGAGAGAGAGAGACCCCAGAGAUUCCACACUCACCGCCCUGCCCCCAGCUACCACCAGAAUCCUGCUGCUUUGUAAAUCAACUUCAUAUUAUCAGACAGCUUCAAAUACUACAGCCUUCCAGCCCCAGCCACCACGAGCACCUCACCCAGGAAAGACUAGUAAAAACAGCCCUCACCGAGGGCCACAGUGACCCCCAGAGAAGGAGGAGCAGGGGAGAUGGGUCCCCUUGCACAGACUCUGACCGCCCUGCUAGAAGCCCGGCCAGGGGUGUCGACAAUCCCCCAGUGUCCAACCCAGACGAGUUGAGUGUGCUACUCAGCACCCAGCUCAACAUCAAUGACAGAGAAGGGCCUGGGACCACCCCCAGCCCUACCCAGGGGCUCCCUGCAGCCAGCAGCCCAGCAACAGGAGCGCUGUCCAGGCCAGACGGUGGGCAGCGAGCCUCUCCAGAGGGCCCUGGCUGCCCUCGCUUCCUGCAGCGGCCUCGCCUCCACAAGCGUGUGUCUGUCCCAGCUCUGCCUCAGAGGUACACUAAUGGCUCUCUUCUCCGAUCAAGCUCUGUAGGACUGCUGGCCAACCACAGGACCAAGCAGCUGCCGCCUCCCUCCAGGGGUCUACCCUGCUUCAAUUCUGGUCCCCAGGCAGUGGGCCCCUCCCUGGGACACGGUGUGCUUGCUCAGCCCCACACACUGGGGGUCAGGAGGGACCUCGAGAGCACCAGCCCUCCUAGUCUGGAAAUGCUAGACCUGGGACUUCUCAGAGCUAGAGUCCUGGUUCCCCCCAUCCUGUCACGUCUCCCCAAGCCAAAGAUCCAUUGAAGAGUUCACAUCAUCAAACAUAUUGUAUACUAUACUGUAUAACAUCUCUCCUCUUCCACAGCCUCAUGGUUAUGACUGAGAUACGUGGAGGGACUGUUUCUAACUGACAAAUCUCCUUCAUAAAUUGUCCAGUUACUUGCUUAGCAGCCUUUCAUUGCACAUAGUCAUUAUUUUUAUAUAUAUGACAAACAUUCAUAUUUUUUAUUUGGUAAUCUCACUUGUGUGUUUUCUUUAAGAACGCCAAGACUGUACAGAAUGCUCCGGUCAACUCUACUCACACUCACAUGGGUCCUUCCUCUGGAACAGCAGAACAUGGUUUGACCAUGGUCUUCCAUGACAUCAGCAAUGUUACAUUUCUCCCAGAGGGUAAACAUAGAAUGACAGAAAAAAAGCGGGGGGGGGGGGGGGGGGGAAUAAGGAGUUGAGCUUUCUGCUCAAACAGAAUGAAGAAUCAUUCAAAGAAAGAGGCUCAAACAUAAACAGAAUUCUCCUGAAUAAACCACAGUUCAUUUUGUCGUCCUAUUCCACCUCUAUGAGUAUGUAAGGUGAUGUGUGUCUGUGUGGGUGCUCUCCCUUUCCUCUGAGAUCAACAUCAGUGUUUAUUGUAUUUUGAGUAGGGCUAAGGUCAGUUUGAGGAUUUGAGGGUUAUGUUUAUCGUUUGGAUGCAUCCAGACAUGGAGAGUGUGUUUAACAGUUUCUGACAGACUAUGGCAGCUUCCAUGAAUGUGGGCUAUGGCUGUAAGUUAAUGCCUCUGGCACUCUCUGUUUUACAGUACCCAUUAAUACCAUGCACACAUGAAACACACACACAUAACACACAUCACACACACACACUCACACACCAAAUACUCUCACCACUUUGGCGCUGUCCAUAAAUUCAAAUCACUGUACACAGUAGUGUUGUUUCAAGUAAUUUAUUACAGUUAGCUAGAUGGUCAACAGUGUCUUGUUUUUUCAUUUAGUAUAAAUCCGACUGACUGAGAGACACACACACUUCUGGAAAGUUCUCAUAGGGACAUUGAUCCAUCUGUCCCCUACAGCAAGACAAGAUGGGUGCCAGUGUGGUCCUUGGGGACUGAGCUGAGCCCAGGUGAUGACAGGACUGUGUGUGUGUGUGUGUGUGUGUGUGUGUGUGUGUGUGUGUGUGUGUGUGUGUGUGUGUGUGUGUGUGUGUGUGUGUGUGUGUGUGUGUGUGUGUGUGUGUGUGUGUGUGUGUGUGUGUGUCUCUGUGUGUGUGUCUCUGUGUGUGUGUGUCUCUGUGUGUGUGUCUGUGUGUGUGUGUCUGUGUGUGUGUCUGUUUUGUGGGAGAGAGAAUAUUUGUGUUUGCCAUGGUGAGAUGUCCCAUGCCAUCCGGACCUGUCAGUCAAUACUGCUUGGUAAUUCCAAACAGAGAAAUCAAUAGGACCUUGGUUUUUAGUGAGAAGGGAGGAUGUGUGUGAGUCUCUAGAUACACCAAUCUGGCAGUGUUUUCAUUGGGUGUGUGUGUGUGUCAGGUGUACAGUAUGUGCCCACAGGCCACAGAAAUAAAGCCAGGGAGAAAGGGUAAUGCUGUUCUCUCCAUCAGCCAAUCAAUAGCUUUCAUCAAUUAUUCUAAAGCAGGAGUAUAACUAUCUCGGGGGUCCAACAGGUCGAUCUCGCAUCCCGUACUCUGCCAUGAUGUGCACUAGGCCUAAACAGAUAAAUCGCUAGCCAAACACAUUCGUCUCUUGCUAGGUGUGCACUUGAAUUAAAGGGGAAUCACACUCAAACGUAUACAUUUGUUAUUUUUUUUCAAGACCGUACAUUUUUUAUUUUGAUGUGAUUUAUGCAUUGACAUGGACUCUGAACAUCCAAUGUUGUUGUUUUUCAAUAAGUAAUUGUAAUUGUCUGAGUGAAACAACUGAAAAAAGUAAGCAAAUAAAUGAGUAACUUGCAGCAUUUUUUGAAGUAGAUCUCAUGUUAGAAAUUGCCGGAGACCCCUGAGCUAGCUAAACCAGAACAAAGAGCCCACACUGCAACUGUAACAGUGUAACUUUAGUCCAUCCCCUAGCCCCGACCCGAGUUCGAACCAGGGACCCUCUGCACACAUCAACCACAGUCACUCACGAAGCAUCGUUAUCCAUCGCGCCACAAAAGCCACGGUCCUUGCAGAGCAAGGGGAACCACUACUUCGAGGUCUCAGAGCAAGUGACGUCACCGAUUGAAACGCUAUUAGCGCGCACCACCGCUAACUAGCUAGCCAUUUCACAUCGGUUACACAACAAAACAAGAGGAAUUAAUUAAUUAGCCAUUUCUAACACGUUCUCUUUAGUGGCAAAACUAGCAAGCCUUGUUCAUCGUAUUAGUUAAUGGAACAUAGCUGCCUGCCUAUCAUCAGUAGGAUAUUAUACUUUACUUGUUUGUAGCUGUUGUUAAAGAUGACAUAUUUGAUGCAAUUGUGCAGGUUCAGUUUAGGAUAGGGUUGUCCACUCUGCUGUUUGGUUUUACUCUGAAUACAUUUCUAACAAAAUGGGGGUUAAGUAAUAUUUGUAAAUCUACCUACACUGUUAAUGCAACAGGACUAGAGUUCCUUCCUGUUUCUCCACUACUUACACAUAAACCACUAGACGUUUACACACCAGUUAACUCAUUUGCUGAUUACUUACUUAGUUACUAAAGUGUACACCCGUUACAACCGUUGUGACCGUUGUGAGAGGUAUUUGUCUAUCUUCAAUGCUUAACAUUUCUUGUUUCUGUAUUUCAUGUCAAAUCACCUCUCCACCCAUCCUGCUGUAAUACAUUAUCCCAUUGCAUAACGUGCAAUAUUGUAAGAAACAGCUAUAUUAACCAAUAUAGAUACUGAUAUUGAAGCAACGCUAUAUGCCUAACAACUGUUGUUUACCUAUAUGCAAGUGAAUUUUUUUUUUUUGUAAGCUAAUCAGCGAUGCACUUUAAAUGACAGUUGAGACUGAAGGAAACACUAAACUGGAGAUUUGUUAAAGAUUUGACUGGAUUUGUUCGUGUUUUCCUUUCUCCGUUUGUACUGUUCUCUCUCCUGGAGGUUGUGUGAGACAGCAAUAAAGACUAUCAAACUUGCCAAGUCUGUUUUGGAGUCAUUUACCUCAGGUCAAGCAGUGAAAGAUGUCAAGUUGUUGUUGUGCAGGAUUAUUCAUGCUUUAAAGCAGGCAGCAUCAAACCCUGUUAUUCAUGCUUUAAAGCAGGCAGCAUCAAACCCUGUUAUUCAUGCUUUAAAGCAGGCAGCAUCAAACCCUGUUAUUCAUGCUUUAAAGCAGGCAGCAUCAAACCCUGUUAUUCAUGCUUUAAAGCAGGCAGCAUCAAAUCCUGUUAUUCAUGCUUUAAAGCAGGCAGCAUCAAACCCUGUUAUUCAUGCUUUAAAGCAAGCAGCAUCAAACCCUGUUAUUCAUGAUUUAAAGCAGGCAGCAUCAAACCCUGUUAUUGUGGGCCAUUGUUGUCUGUUGCUUGUUUUCAUCCAGGCCUUUUCAUCAACGGAUUCAGACCUGAUAUGCCAGAUAUAUGGAUGUCAAGUGGCAUUUAUUAAUGUAAUACUAGGAGGAAGAGAGAAUGAAUGAUUCUGCAGCCAACUUCGUCUAGGGUGACAGCAACCAUAGAGAAUUAUAGGCCAUAUUAGCAUGGGUACUGUAGCUCCAUUUUAAUGUAGUCAACUGGGUGGGACUUACAACUUCAUUGGUUGAUCCCUCCUGGUGACCCUGUUGUAGUCCAUGUCUUAACUGGGUCAUCAGGAGGGAUCAGCCAAUCGUGAAGAAAAUUGACUACAAUAAAAUGGAGACGGCCUCAAUGGCGCUGCUCAUGUAACAGAUGCUAGUGCUCCCGAGUGGUGCGGAGGUCUAAGGCACUGUGUCUCAGUGCUAGGGGUAUCACUACAUACCCUGCUUUGAUUCCAGGCAUCACAACCGGCCGUGAUUGGGAGUUCCAUAGGGCGGCGCACAGUUGUCCGGGUUAAAGUUUGGCUGGGGUAGACUGUCAUUGUAAAUAUGAAUUUGUUCUUAACUGACUUGUCUAGUUAAAUGAAGGUUAAAUAAAAAGAUAAAGAUGCUAAAAUGGCACAGAUACAAAGAUGAGUCCUCUGUCUAUAUGAUGGCAACAGAUCUAUGGUUUUCCUGAUGUGUUGUGCCCCUACUGUAUGAGUUUUGUGGAUGGAAUAAAUGGAGAUUGUGCUGAAA
Oncorhynchus mykiss (rainbow trout) is the source of this 7518-nucleotide messenger RNA. It is a transcript of the gene ccser2a, whose product is annotated as coiled-coil serine rich protein 2a. Gene Ontology annotation, molecular function: microtubule binding. Lineage: Eukaryota; Metazoa; Chordata; Actinopteri; Salmoniformes; Salmonidae. The record is from RefSeq and is a predicted model, not a curated record. Gene Ontology annotation, cellular component: microtubule cytoskeleton. Gene Ontology annotation, biological process: microtubule bundle formation.